AGGAGGUAGUACUCUUGCGUGUAAAUCGUCAGUUGCGGCGCGAUUCUCAUCCAAAACGGUUUCUCCCAAUGGCGAAAGUCAAAAAAAAUUUCUCCUUUCUGUAAAACAAAAAAAAAUCAAAAUACCAAAAAAAAAACCAAGAUGCUUUUUUCUUCCACAUUCAAAAAUAAUAAUUCCCUAAUAAUUUUUGAAAAUAUAAAUUACCUUCUUUACUGUGCUGUUGGAGAAUCGCACCUUCGUCCACUGAAUUAAACAGAAAAUACUAACGACAGGCGAAAAAUUACAACAACGCGUCCCUGGUAAACUAAAUGUGCGGGUGGUACAGUAGGUUACGAGUACUAAGAGCGCCACAAAGAGUUCAUAAAAAUUCAACAAUAAAAGAGAAGAAAAAAAAUCAAGUUGUUAAGAACAGAAAGAUUCCAUUUUUAUCUCCUUUUCUACUUGUUCAAAAGUUGCAGCACGGAAAUAACUAUGAAUGUGAAAACAGUUCUAUAUUCUCAUCAUCAGUUGGUAAUGUACACCUCAAUCAUGGUGUACGUGCUCUGAUUCGAAUUUAGUUUCGUAAAGAUUUUAAUUACAUAAACGAAAGAAAGAAAAAAAAAUGUCUCUUUAAUAAACAAAUGAUUCAAUUUUCAAUGAAACAAUAGGAGAAUUGUUUCUUAUUGUAAAAAAAUUAUUAAAAAUUCGAAUAGAAGUAAUAAAGAAAAUAAAUUGAGAACUAAAAAGAAGAAAUAAAUAAAUGAAUGGAAGUAAAUUAAAAUUCGAAAUGUAGAGUAAACAGAAAACUGUCAAAAACAGAAGUAUGGAGACAACGUAAAAAAAAGAAAAAUUGUUUGGGAGACAAAAUUUUUUUUUUAGAUAACAGUGAAAUUUAUUAUUGGAGGAUAAAAAAAAAAUGUUGAACCUCACGAGUGAAUUAUCGAUCACAAUGAGUGUUAAUUGCUCUAUUGAUGAGAGUAAUUGUACAGAAGAGCCCUAUUUGCCGUACAGUGACAGGCCAGAAACGUAUAUCUUGCCAUUCGUCUUUUUAUUUAUUCUCAUCGUUGGAGUCACUGGAAAUGGUGUUUUGGUUCUUACAAUUUUACGUCAUGCCAAUAUGAGGAACGUUCCCAAUACCUAUGUUCUUUCACUCGCACUUGGAGAUCUUUUGGUAAUUUUGACAUGUGUACCAUUCACUAUCACUGUUUAUGUGAUCGACUCUUGGCCAUUUGGACUUAUUCUCUGCAAGAUUUCAGAGUGUGCAAAAGAUAUAUCAGUGGGUGUUUCGGUAUUCACUCUGACAGCACUUUCAGCUGAUAGAUUUUUCGCUAUCGUUGAUCCAAUGAGAAAACUUCAUGCCACUGGUGGCGGAAAGCGAGCUACUAGAUUUACAUCUUCGAUAGCGACUCUGAUUUGGUGUCUAGCAGUGAUUUGUGCAACACCAGCAACUUUUUCCUAUAUUAGAGUAUUUCGAGUUAAUAAGGACGUAACUUUUCAGACUUGCUAUCCAUUUCCUGAGGAAUUUGGACCAAAUUAUCCCAAAACAGUAUUAUUGUGCAGAUUCUUCGUUUAUUAUGCUAUUCCACUAAGUAUAAUUGCUGUAUUUUAUUGUUUAAUGGCUAGGCAUUUAGUUCAAAGUACUCGUAAUAUACCUGGCGAAAUGCAAGGUCAGGUAAAACAAAUUAAGGCAAGAAAAAAAGUUGCUAAAAUGGUGAUGGCUUUUGUGGUGAUUUUUGCAAUUUGCUUUUUUCCACAACACGUUUUUAUGCUGUGGUUUUACAUUCAUCCAACAGCGGAGAGGGAUUACAAUUCUUUUUGGCAUCUUUUUCGCAUCGUCGGAUUUUGCUUGGCAUUUGCAAAUAGCUGCAUAAAUCCAAUUGCCCUUUACCUUGUAAGUGGCUCGUUCAGAAAAUAUUUCAAAAGAUAUUUAUUUUGUUGCUGUGGAAAGAGAAGAGGCGAAAGAAAUUCAAUAAUUGGUUCACGAAGAAGAGAUUUAAGUUUAUCAAUAACAAUGUCUCGAAGACAGACAAGCUCUCGAAGAUGUCAUCAAAGUAUAAUACAAAUGUCGACAUGGCAAUCGCCAGCUGUUCAUAUUCGAGAUCGAUCACAAAAUGAGCAAGAAACAACAACAACUGCCUGUAAUAAUGGUUAUGAACAACGAAUAUGAGAAAUAAAUUCAGAUCGAGAAGAUAAUUUAAAAUCACAAAGAUCUUUUAUUGACACCAUCGAUAUUGAAGUCACAAAAAGGAUAGCGCCUUUAGAUCUCGAAUUCCAACAAAAUAAAACAAUGGAAUUAACUUUCAGGCAAAUAAAGAGAAAUACAAUAUAAAAAAAAUUGUUAUCGAACAUCGCACUAGUUUAAGAGAAUUCUAUCGACCAAUACAAUAAAAAUGUGUUCAUUGCACGGACACUUUGCUUCCUCUUAGAAAUGUAAAUUUUUUAUUGUUUAUGAAAAUUUUUUUGUUCAUUAAUAAAAAAAAAUAACAGAAAAUGAAGACUUUAAAAGAAUUAAUUAUUUUCAAAUUUAAGUUUAAGUAACGAAAAAUAAUAAAUAGUAAAUAAAUUAAUAAAGGGAAAUACAGAGGCGAGAAGACUAAAAAAAUCAAUUUUCAGUAGUAUGAGUAAACGUACAGUCAGGCAAUUCAGAAAUUCCGGGAUUUUUCUCUGAGGAAGCAAUAUUAAAAAUGUAACAAAAAAACAGUUCUAAAUUUACGCCCCCCCCCCAUUCCUAAAAAUUAGAAAAAUUUUCUUUUAUCCAAAUAAAAGUCUUUAAUCUCAAUUCUUCAUAGGACUGUUAUAGUAAAAACAAUUAUAUUAUAAGAAAUCCGUCUAUAAAAAGUAUUUUCUAAAUAUAUAAUAUUAAAACAUUGUGAUAUAUGGAAUUUUUAUAUUCAUUCUUUAAGGGUAAGUGAUUAAAUUUGUCGUUCAGAAAGUUUUUUACAACUUUGACCAAAUACUUUUUGAUAAAGCCCCUUAGUUACAGUUAUCAGUAUAAUACCAUUGAAAAUCAUUGAAUUAUUCUCAAUUAUCAAUGGUAUUGUUUUUUUUUAUAAAAAGAACAAAGAAAAACAAAUGAAAAUGUUCAAAAAUUAUUACUUUUUGUUAAUACGAGUGAUAACACAGGCCCUUAAAAUUCUUCUAGUUGUAAAUCUAGUCAUUUUUAAUAUAAAAUGUGAGUGUAGCAAAAAAUUAAAGGUAAUUCAAGGAAAAAUGCAAAAAUCGUUCACUGCAUUGCAAAAAAAUUUUACAAAAAAUACAAACAGUAAAAGAAAUUAUAAAUUUUUUGCCAAUUACACUCAUUUUUAAAUAUAAAAUGCAGUAGUGCAGUAUUGUUAAAGGGAAAUAUCUCUCCGAAUAAAUAAUCAAAUUUAUAUUAUGCACUAAAAAAGUUUAUUUGAUUCAAAUAAUUUGUACUACAAAUGAUAACUUAACUUUAAAUCCGAUAACUUAAAAAUAAAAAAAUAAAUAAAAAAAAAUGAAAUGGUAUUUGCUUCAAAUACUAAUAAAUACUUCAAAUACGAAAUAAAAUUAAUGGU
This is a messenger RNA of Leptopilina heterotoma, 3515 nucleotides long. RefSeq names its product neuropeptide CCHamide-1 receptor-like. The record is from RefSeq and is a predicted model, not a curated record. The transcript has 10 exons. Lineage: Eukaryota; Metazoa; Arthropoda; Insecta; Hymenoptera; Figitidae. Bases 896 to 2146 code for a protein of 416 amino acids. Gene Ontology annotation, cellular component: membrane. Gene Ontology annotation, biological process: G protein-coupled receptor signaling pathway. Gene Ontology annotation, molecular function: G protein-coupled peptide receptor activity.